Camellia sinensis is the source of this 712-nucleotide messenger RNA. Lineage: Eukaryota; Viridiplantae; Streptophyta; Magnoliopsida; Ericales; Theaceae. The record is from RefSeq and is a predicted model, not a curated record.
GGAAGGAAGGUGGAGGUGGAAGGUAGAAGGUGUGAGGAUUUUGCAGGAGGCAAACGCGUAGACUGAAAGGGGAAAGAUUCACGCAUACAUAGGCUAAAUAUCAAUGAGGGAAAAACAAAACCCUAGAAAAAACAACCAAGAAGAAGAAGAAGAAGGUAUUAGCAAUUCAAUCAAUAAUAAUAAUGGCGAAGAAGAAGACGAUGACGACGAUGUUUAUGGCUAUGGCGUCACUAUUAGUUUUGCUAAUGAUCUCUACCUUCCAUGUCGAUUCAGUUUUGGGGGGCGAGAUGGGAGGUUACGCCAGGAGUUCUUCUUCAAGAUCAAUCCAUGAUACAAUAACUGUCUAUAGUCGCCAAUCCUAUUGUACUAGUAUACCAAGAACAACUCAUCAGAAACUGAAUUCAUCAUCACCAUCGACCGAUUCCAAAUCCGAACGAAACGCGAUUAUGAUUGCGUUCUUUGCUGUUCUGUUUAUUGUUGUCAUGAUAUUUAGCUCGCAAAGCAAGGAUUCUGUGCUCAUGGUUCAGGUUGCUUUUGACGGUGCUACUGAUCAAAUUGAAAGAGAUCUUGACUUGAUUUCAAUGGUUUCUGACACUCCGACUGCUCUCGGCUUACACUUGAUGUUAUCAAGUGUGUUCUUCUCCUUCUUCUUCUGUCUUUGGGUUUAUUUUAAAAUUUUGGGUGUCUAUAACUAGGGCUAAAACUAAAAUGA